CUGAGCGAGAAAAUGGCGUAGAAGUCGACGAAAAUUUCAUUCGUGUAAAAAACCUGAAAAACUUAGGACAACUUAGCUGGGAUUCAAAAAGCAUAAUCAAGCUGCAAGCAGAGAUGUUUCCCGGUGGAAACGGAAACGCCGAUUUGGGUUACAACAAGCAUGCUCACGUCCACGGACACGGACAACAUGGCCAUGGCCACAACCAUAAUCACAAUCAGUUCCUGGCACAGCCCCCGCCGCCACCCCCUCAUUUUCCAAUGCCCCCGGGCGGGGGUCAGGGCAUGGUGACGCCCCUGGUGGCCGCCGGCCUGCCGCUCGCCAUGCAGGGUGGCGCCGGCAUCGAUUGGGCGCAGCUCGCCCAGCAAUGGAUUCACAUGCGGGACGCUACUCCGGUGACCAUGCCCCUGGCCCCGCCACCGCCCAUCAUCAGCAAUGUGCGGGAGUACCACCAGCAGACGGUAGCCAUGCCGGUGCCCAGUGUGGUCAGGGCGGGAUUUCCGCUUCUGGAGGAGCAUGGCGAGGCGGAUAUGGACAUGGACGAUGAGAACGAGCGAGCACAUGGCUCUGAGACGCCGCCACCGCCAGCUCCUGUGGUUACGCAAUCCCAAUGGCUGGCGGGUGGCGAAUUGCCUGGUCACGUCCUCGACGCCUCCAACGGAGCGGCUGCCACGCUGGGCAAGCAGCCUUGGACCGGGUGGCAAACGCAGCCCGACAAAUCGGGCAAUCCCACGGCGCAUAUACCAUCGCUGCUGAAGCUGAACGUCAGCAAUCCCAAUGAGCCGCAGCAACAGCUGCAGUUGCAGUUGCAAGCGCAGCAGCAGCAGCAACAUGCGCCCCAGCCAUCGCAUCCCCACCAUCACCCAGCACCGCAGCCACAUCCACAUCCACACCACCACCUAACACCACACACACACCUGCCGCCACAGCACGCACAGCAGUCGCAGUCGCAGCCGGAAAGCGGAAGCAGCGGGGCCAGCACAGAGAUCGAUGCCAACAAACGGAAAAUGUUGCCAGCUUGGAUAAGAGAGGGCCUGGAGAAAAUGGAGCGAGAAAAGCAGCGGCAACUAGAGCGCCAGCAGUCCUCCAUUAGCACGCCAGAUGAUGAGGUCGACCAUGUUAAGCAAGUAUCAAGCAAAACACUAACCACACCUGGUAAUCUUUUGAACAUCGCGAACGUGGCUAGCGACAGCGAAGAUUCCAUUGACGUGCCUGGGGAGGCGCAGCAAAUAGGUAAUGAAUUGAUAAGUAAGGACGGCGAUAUCAGCAGCAGCGAAGAGCAGCCGGAGCUGGAGCAGCAUGGAGCCAUCGAAGCCGGUGAUCGGGCAGCGGCGGAGCAUGUGCGCACGGCUACCGUAAACGAUGUCAAUGGUAAAAACUACGAAGAAAGACUGGCGGAUCUGAUGCUUGUGGUGCGUCGGACACUAACCGAAAUCCUGCUGGAAACCACAAACGAAGAGAUUGCAGCCAUUGCAGGCGAGACUCUAAAAGCACACCGUGCGAAAGCGUCAUCAGCCCAAGUGAUUCGCAAAAGCGCCUUGUCCUCCAUUACCGGCAACUUGGGUUUAGCAGCCUAUGGCGAUUCUUCCAGCGAAACCGAAGAUGAUGAGGACGACGAUGAUGAGCGCCAAGCAGAUGGCGGAAAGGAUGCCGACAAAAGCGCGCAGCUAAGCGCGGAGGAGUUGAAGGCUCGCAUAAGGCGCAGCAAACGAUCCUUCGAGAGAGUCAUUGACGACAUUGAGGAUCGAGUGGCCAAGCAAGAGCUGCUCGACGAGCAAACUCUGCUGCGACAACGCAAGCGGGAACUGGAGCGCUCCGUUGCUGGUGCUGGUGCUGGUGAGCAUCGUCGACCGGUGGCCCAUCCAGAUCCGCCCAGUGAGUCGACCAGUCAAACCACCCAGGAAAAGCUUCAGCAAUCGAAUGGUAUGAUAGCCCCAUGUAAAUCCGUUGAACUCCAAUCAACACAUUGCCAUCCCUUAGGCAAACGACUCAGUCGCAAGGAGCGGACCACCCGCUUCAGCGACAACAAGGACGGUAAACAGCAGUCGCAGACCUUCGUCCAACAAGUAGUGGCGGCCGCUGCUGUGGCACCACUGGCAAGCCUCAGCAGCAGCACAAGCGGUCCACAAAAGCUGAAGCCCGUUCCCAAUCCGGCCACCAAUCUGCUGCAGAUGCCGGAGUCGGUGGCCACCAUGCUGAGUGCGGCGGACAAGGCGCUGCACAAGGCCAACAAGUCGUCGCGCAAGUCCAAGAGCAAACGGCGCCACUCGUCCAGCUCGUCUUCGUCGAGCAGCAGUGGGAGCAGCUCCAGCAGCGAUAGCGACGACAGUAGCAGCACCUCGAGCGGAUCCAAAACUUCCGGCAGCCGGAGCAAGCGAUCCAGCCGCCAUGGACACCGCAGCCAUCACGGCAGCAGUCGGAGCAAAUACGAGCGUCGCGAUCGCGACAGAGAAAGGGAGCGGGAGAGGGAACGGGACCGUGAUAGGGGUCAUCGGCAGCAUCGCAGCCAGUUCAGUGGCGGCAGCAGUAGUGGAAGUCGCCAGAAACAGCGCCGACAUCGCGAGUCCAGCCAUUCGGGCGAAGAUGCUGGAGGCAGCAGCAGUUACCACCGCUCCUCGCGGCAGAGCAGCAGCCGUAGCCACGAUCAUGGCAGCAGCAGCAGCGGACGCAAGCGACACCGCACGAGAUCCCGCUCCAAGUCGCGCAGCACUCACCACUCCAGCUCGAACGCAUACUCCUCCACUUCCGCGUCGCAUCCGCGCAAGCGCCAUUGAGAAUUUGUCCACAGUUAAUUGUUAAUAUAUAAUUAUAUUAUUUCUUCUGUUUAAGUAAACAGUUUUAAUUCAGCCUAAUAAAUUACAAACUUCCAGACAAA
Messenger RNA from Drosophila teissieri, 2872 nucleotides. Its product is annotated as arginine/serine-rich protein PNISR. Gene Ontology annotation, cellular component: presynaptic active zone; nuclear speck. The transcript is spliced from 8 exons. The record is from RefSeq and is a predicted model, not a curated record. Gene Ontology annotation, molecular function: RNA binding. Bases 114 to 2771 code for a protein of 885 amino acids. Lineage: Eukaryota; Metazoa; Arthropoda; Insecta; Diptera; Drosophilidae.